AUGAACUACUUAAGUAUGCUCCCCUCAUAUCCCCUCUUAAAGCUGCUAGAUAUGAUAAAAGAAUCAAUCCCCUUUACUGACGCGUCGUUUCCAUCUACUAGAGAGUUUUCCGCGAAGGAUCUCCGAACUGUGGGAAAUUACACUAUAGGGAGAUUGAUUGGAAAAGGCUCCUUUGGCAAAGUCUACCUGGCGUCGCAUAAGCUCACUAAUGGCUCCAAGGUCGUUCUCAAAUCUUCUAGCAAGGAAGACACCAAUCUUGCUCGUGAGAUUCAUCACCACCGCCAAUUCCUCCAUCCCCAUAUCGCUCGGCUCUACGAAGUUGUUGUCACAGAAAGUCUAGUUUGGCUGGUACUGGAAUAUUGUCCAGGCGACGAACUGUACAACUACCUCCUUCGCCAUGGCCCGCUACCGGUUGAUAAAGUGAAGCGCAUAUUUACUCAGCUCGUUGGUGCCGUGGCCUACGUCCAUAGCAAAUCAUGCGUACAUCGAGAUCUUAAGCUGGAGAACAUUCUGCUCGACAAAAACGAAAAUGUCAAACUCUGCGAUUUUGGAUUCACUCGCGAAUACGAAGGCAAAGCGAGCUACCUGCAUACAUUUUGUGGAACAAUUUGUUACAGUGCCCCAGAAAUGUUGAAAGGGGAAAAAUACGCAGGCGAAAAGGUUGACGUUUGGAGUCUGGGAAUUAUUCUCUAUGCACUACUGGCAGGAGAGUUGCCGUACGAUGACGACGACGAUCAGAUCACCAAGAAGCGGAUUCUCACGGAAGAGCCUACCUAUAACGACAGAUUCCCAGACGAUGCGAAGGCGCUGAUCAACAUUCUCUUGUCUAAGCGACCACUGAUUCGACCAAGUCUGGACGAUAUCCUUGCCCAUCCGUUCCUUUCCGAGCACGCCCCGGAACAGCUUGCUAUACUCAAAAUCCCCCGACCCUCGCCAUUCACUACGCCACUGGAGAAGACUACUUUGCAAAGGAUGAAGAGCGCCGGAGUCAAUAUUGAUGAGGUGAUUGAGAAUGUUCUGGCUCAACGAUGUGAUCCGUUAGCUGGAUGGUGGGCACUGUUGAUAGAAAAAGAGCAACGCAAAGAACAGAAACGAGACCGCAAGCGCCGGGAGCGAGAACUUGAUGCCAAGAAUCUUCGCCGGCUGAGUGCUGCAAGCAGUCAGAGAUUAUCGACGGCCCUGGCGGAAGUGGCGGAAGAAGGUCAUGUCAGUUCUGAUCUCCAGCAAGAUCGGGGACGGCGUGACAGACGCAGCCUACCUUCCCAGUUGGCAGUACCGGAGCUUCCUUCACUUCGCGAGCCAUUGCCCGGGGAAACACCUGACUUGAGUACUCCGCCUACUCCGAUAGAGAAGGACUCUUUGACCUCUCUCCAACGGCGUCCUGUUCCUCCACCAAAGGAUAAACGGCGACAACGGCCCAGUGUAAUGGCACUCAGUGCCUCGCAGCCUGAGAUGGGUCAGGGUCGUGGCAUCUUUCGCCGUCGCACAAAUCGACGUCAACACCCCUUCAUCAGCCAGCUUGCCUCUUUAAAACAUUGGUUUGUGGAGUCUGCGAAGCGCUCUAAAUCCCCCAGCUCCAAGUCGUCUAGUUCGCGGAAAAAAUUCCUGUCCGAGAAAUUCAGCCCUAUAAAGAGUCAAGACUCGGGGAAGAAACAAUACUCAUUAUCUCCUUCUGUGGAUUCACAAAGGGAGCUAAAGACGCCUACGCAAGCUAAACGAGUCUCCAAUUCCAGUAGCCUGGCUCCAAGCAGUGCUGCCUCUUAUCGACAGAAUCGACAUUCUUACUCUCGCCAGACUCGACCUUUGAACACUGGCUAUUCCAAUCAUCGCAAUUCUCUCUCUCCAUCACCUAUCACACCCCGCGGGUCGUAUCGACGCUCAUCGGCUGGGCUACGUGGCCGCAAGUCCACAUCGUCAUCUGUCUCCUCAAUCCGCAGUAUUCACCACACUCGCGCACACUCCAAAGCGUCAUCAAUUUCAUCCAACAGCAUAGACACAGUUGUGACGCCGACAGCCAGAAUCUCCAAGUCGCCUCACAACUCCAUCAAAGUUCUACCUACUACUCCGGGUGCCUCUGCUAGAUUCCCAAGCAAUAUCCGUUUGGUGCGUAGCUCUAGUGGAGGUGAUUCUCUUGGGCAGAUGCAAUCCGCUUUCAACGAAGCGGUACCUUCGCCAUUGAUUAUGUCUCCUUCCUCGAGUCUGGUCUUUGCACGACGAAAACGCUCUACUUUCAAGGGACCAAUGCUUCACACUUCAAAUCUUAUGCUAUCUGGUGGAUUGGUCCACUCACCCGUCCCUGGGCAACCUGCAGGCACAGGUGAUACCACUAAGCCAACGCACCCUACCUCUCGGAAGAGCCAAAUAAUUGAAGAGGAUGAAGAAAUUGAAGAAGUAGAGGAGUUUGAUGGCCCAGAAGAGAUGAAUGAAUUGGAUGAAGUUCAAUCUGAAGAUGACACGAACGAUUAUACUCCUAGGGCAUCUAUCAAGCAAGUCACGGAGGCUGGAUCUCCUGGCUCUUAUAAGCGGGUGCUUGAGCCUGCUCCAGAUCUGGAACAUAGUUCAAUGACAAUCUCACGCUCAUCGUCAAUUAUUCCCCCAAGUACUUGA
Messenger RNA from Penicillium taxi, 2607 nucleotides. Its product is annotated as non-specific serine/threonine protein kinase. Gene Ontology annotation, biological process: protein phosphorylation; regulation of cytokinesis; mitotic spindle organization. The transcript has 3 exons. Gene Ontology annotation, molecular function: ATP binding; protein kinase activity. Gene Ontology annotation, cellular component: spindle pole centrosome; spindle midzone; chromosome passenger complex. The record is from RefSeq and is a predicted model, not a curated record. NCBI's taxonomy places the organism in Eukaryota, Fungi, Ascomycota, Eurotiomycetes, Eurotiales, Aspergillaceae. The coding region runs from base 1 to 2607 and encodes 868 amino acids.